UGGUGUUAAUUGUUAUUGGUUUGGUGCACAAUAUUUCAGUAUUCUGAAUAAAUUCAGUGUUUAAUUGAUAAAUAAUCUCCAAGGAAAUAGAUAUAUAUUUAAUAUCUAACUCUUCGAUCUUUUUACCAUUCAUAAAAAAAUAAAACAGUAAAAAUUAAGGCUCUGUACAAUUUAAUAAUGUCUCUUACUAAAAGAAAACGUUCCGUGGAAAAUGAGGAAUUGCUAGAGAACGGUGAUUCUGUGCCUGCCGGCCGUAGCAAUAUAAAAGGCGAUGAAUUAAAUAUUGCAGUAUUAUUAUUUUUGUACACACUGCAAGGGAUUCCCCUAGGAUUGGCCGGCGCUAUUCCGAUGUUGCUACAGAACAGAGGAAUAACAUAUACACAGCAGGCUGAGUUCAGUUUAGCUUUUUGGCCAUUCAGUGUAAAAUUGCUGUGGGCUCCUAUAGUGGAUGCUAUAUUCUUGCCAAACUUUGGAAGACGUAAAACUUGGUUGGUACCUGUACAGUAUUUGAUAGGCAUAUUCAUGAUAAUUAUGUCCUAUUGUAUCAUGGACUGGCUGGGAUCAAAAGAUGAGGCUCCUUCAAUGACAAUACUCACAAUAUCAUUUUUGAUACUGAACUUCUUGGCUGCAACUCAAGAUAUAGCUGUAGAUGGCUGGGCAUUAACAAUGUUGAAAAGAUGUAAUGUUGGUCACGCUUCAACUUGUAAUACAGUUGGACAGACUGCUGGGUACUUCUUGGGCUAUGUACUGUUCCUCGCUCUUGAGUCUCCGUAUUUCUGCAACAAAUAUCUACGGGUAGUGCCCGAAGACACAGGAAUAGUGACACUAUCUAGCUUCCUCCUAUUCUGGGGAUGGAUAUUUAUUCUAGCAACUACUUUAGUGGCAGUUUUCAAACAUGAAAACAAUGAUGUCGCCGACUCCCGAGAAAGUGAUGUUAAAGGUGUCAAGGAUAUAGUUAAUGCCUACAAACAGUUGUUGAAAAUUGUAAAACUGCCGGCUGUGAGGACAUUAGCGUUAGUCCUGUUUACUGCUAAGAUUGGUUUCUGCGCUAGUGAUGCUGUAUCAGGCUUAAAACUUGUAGAAGCAGGUGUGCCGAGGGAGGACCUAGCGUUAUUAGCGGUACCAUUAGUUCCUGUACAAAUCAUCAUGCCUGUGAUCCUGGCCAAACACACGACGGGUCCGGCGCCGCUAUCUCUAUGGCUGCGAGCGUUCCCCCUGCGCCUGCUAGUGGGUCCGCUAGCCGCGAUACUGGUAGCUCUGACCCCGUCGUUACUGGGUGACACUGGACCGUCAUACUUCUAUCUGCUUAUUCUCAUGGCUAUGUAUAUCUUCCAUCAGACUUGCCUGUACUGCAUGUUUGUCGCUGUGAUGGCUUUCUUCGCCAAAGUAUCAGAUCCUACUGUUGGCGGUACAUACAUGACGCUGUUAAACACAGUGUCAAACCUUGGCACGAAUUGGCCAAGCACCAUCGCGCUAUGGGCCAUAGACCAUCUCACUUACAAGAAGUGCUCCGCCCCAGAACUCACAGAUAACACUUGCUCGUCCCCACUGGAAAGUGAUCUCUGCAAAGCCAACAAUGGUAGUUGCAUAACGCGCAUAGACGGGUACUACAUUGAAACAGUCAUAUGUUUGAUUGUGGGAUUCUUAUGGCUGCAGUGGGGACGGAAAACCAUCAACCGACUACAGAGGCUCCCGUCUUCGGCGUGGCAGAUGAGCAGAUACAACAGAUAAGACUGACCAGAGACAAUAUUCGUUUUUUUACGCAUAAAGCAAACGCACAAGGAAGUUACGAUGGAAAGAUCAUUCUAAUUUGAUGAAAUGAUUAUUAUUCUAUAUUAUAUAGUAGACAAUUGAAAGAUACGCUAUCGCGUCGCGUCAGUCUGGGUUAAAAUUAACCGUGGAUUAAAUCACUCUCAUUCUUGGUACAAUUUAUGAAAAAGAAGGCAUGAUAUUUUGAAGAACGAACGAGGCAAUACGUUCGAGUUUCGAAAGUGGUAUUUUUUUUUCUAUAAAAUUCUCGAAUGAUAACAAAGAUAUUUUAGAAAUCAUAAAGUUAGAAUGACCUAACUAAGAGCCUUGCUUUUUGCGGUUUCUCUAGAAAAUUCUUGUAUAUAUUUGUUUAGUAAUUUAAAGAUUGUUUAGUUUACUGGGAUUUGGGUAUGAAUUAACAUUACCUUAGGAAUAAAUAUUAAUAAUUAAUUGAAAGAAAAAUUAGGAAAUAACAAAUUAAUUUGUGGUAAAACCACAGGGAUUGGCAUUAAUUGGUCAAUCAAUUUUUUGGGUGCUAUCAUCAACCUAUUAACAGACUAUUUUGUAUUGACUACUAUAAUUGGUAUGACGCCUAAGCCCCAUAAAUACCUAAUAGAAGUUGCUAAAUACGACUUAAGUCCGGUCGCGUAUUACGUAGAAAAUAUUUCUACCUUAAAUCCGUGAGUGAGACAAGUAAAAUGAUGGAGAAAUUUGGCCAUUGAUCUAUCGCUUCUUUCACACACAAAUAGAUUGCCAUAGCAAAUAGAUAUCUUUCCUACGUGUACGCGAUUUGAGUGUGAUAGUGUGCGCAGCUGAAAGAGAACUGGCGAUAGAUCGGUGGACGUAGUUCUACCUUCGUGGUGACCGGGCCGUAACAAAAGAUCGACGUAAGAAUUUCGACGAGCUCCACCACCACACUAUAACAAAAUUAAUAAAUAAUUUAUUUAUAUGUAUAGAUUAAUAAUAACUCUAAAAUGAAAUUUUCCACUUGACCGAGUGUUAUUAGAUGUAAUUCUCUAUGUGUUAAGCCAUGAUGGACAAAUGCAUAUUCCAAUAUCUAUAAUUGCCCAUAAUAAUCGAUGCCAAUAUAGCUGACAGGAGUUCCCAAUAUUUUUCAGCCUGCGGCGCAGUUACACGUUGCAAUAUUUUGUCACAGCCCCCUACUCUACUUAUCUAUUAGAAAAAGAUACAUAAAUAAACACCUUAUAGACCGGUUAA
This is a messenger RNA of Aricia agestis (brown argus), 2967 nucleotides long. RefSeq names its product acetyl-coenzyme A transporter 1. The transcript is spliced from 8 exons. Gene Ontology annotation, molecular function: acetyl-CoA transmembrane transporter activity. Gene Ontology annotation, cellular component: membrane. The record is from RefSeq and is a predicted model, not a curated record. Bases 178 to 1731 code for a protein of 517 amino acids. Lineage: Eukaryota; Metazoa; Arthropoda; Insecta; Lepidoptera; Lycaenidae.